AUGACGGAAGGCGAGACGAUUACGUGCAAAGCAGCGAUUGCGUGGGAGGCCGGCAAGCCUCUGAGUGUGGAAGAUGUGCGUGUGGCGCCGCCGCGCGCGGGCGAGGUGCGUGUGCAUGUGCUGUUCAACGGCCUGUGCCACACCGACGUCUACACGCUCUCUGGCAAGGACCCCGAGGGUGCCUUUCCGGCGAUCCUCGGCCACGAGGGCUCGGGUAUUGUCGAGUCGGUCGGCGAGGGCGUGACGGAUGUGAAGAAGGGCGACCAUGUCGUUCUCCUGUACACUGCCGAGUGCCGCAAGUGCAAGUUCUGCCUGUCGGGCAAGACGAACCUGUGCCAGGCCGUGCGUGCGACGCAGGGCCAGGGUGUGAUGCCCGACCACACGAAGCGCUUCACCUCGGCGCGUACCGGCGAGGAGCUGUACCACUUUAUGGGCACUUCGAGCCUCAGCCAGUACACGGUUGUGUCGCAGUACUCGCUGGUGGCCGUCGACCCCAAGGCGCCGAUGGACCGCACCUGCCUGCUCGGCUGUGGUGUGACGACCGGCUACGGUGCCGCAGUGUACACGGCCAAGGUCGAGCCGAACUCGACCGUGGCUGUGUGGGGCGCGGGCUGUGUCGGUCUCGCCGUCAUCCGCGGCGCAAAGGAGCGCGGCGCGUCGCGCAUCAUUGCCAUCGACACGAACCCCCAGAAGGAGUCGUGGGCGACCAAGUUUGGCGCGACCGACUUUAUCAACCCUGCCGACCUCAAGGGCGACGGCAAGAGCGACCCUGUCGUGGCCAAGCUCGUCGAGAUGACCGACGGCGGUCUCGACUACACCUUUGACUGCACCGGCAACGUCAAGGUGAUGCGCUCUGCGCUCGAGGCGUGCCACAAAGGCUGGGGUGUCUCGACGAUCAUCGGCGUCGCGGCGUCGGGCGAGGAGAUCGCUACGCGCCCCUUCCAGCUCGUGACUGGCCGCAAGUGGCAGGGCUCGGCGUUUGGUGGCGUCAAGGGCCGCACGCAGCUGCCCGGCCUUGUGGACCGUUAUGUGCAAGGCACGUUCCCUGUGGACGACUAUGUGACGCAUCGCGUCUCGCUCACCGACGUGAACCAGGGCCUGGAGUACAUGAAGGACGGCGAGUGCAUUCGCUGUGUCGUAGACCUGUCGGAGUAG
Molecule: messenger RNA, 1155 nt
Organism: Malassezia japonica
Lineage: Eukaryota; Fungi; Basidiomycota; Malasseziomycetes; Malasseziales; Malasseziaceae
Exons: 1
Coding region: 1-1155 (384 amino acids)
Biological process (GO): formaldehyde catabolic process
Cellular component (GO): cytosol
Molecular function (GO): zinc ion binding; S-(hydroxymethyl)glutathione dehydrogenase [NAD(P)+] activity
Source: RefSeq, a predicted model, not a curated record